This is a messenger RNA of Salvia miltiorrhiza (redroot sage), 2193 nucleotides long. Its product is annotated as protein NRT1/ PTR FAMILY 2.13. Lineage: Eukaryota; Viridiplantae; Streptophyta; Magnoliopsida; Lamiales; Lamiaceae. Gene Ontology annotation, cellular component: plasma membrane. The record is from RefSeq and is a predicted model, not a curated record. The transcript has 4 exons. Gene Ontology annotation, biological process: transmembrane transport. Bases 227 to 2026 code for a protein of 599 amino acids. Gene Ontology annotation, molecular function: transmembrane transporter activity.
AUUAGCCCCAUGCUUACUUACACCCCCAUUCUCUCCCAUUUUAUGUAUCUAUAUAUACACAGACGUUACACAUUAUUAUUUACAGCUAACCAGUGCCGACUAUAUAUGUGUGGUUUCUAGUUCUAGCUACUAUAUAUAUACACACACACACACUUGUAGUUGUAGAGAGAGAGAGAGAGUGGUGUUGAGUUGAGAGGAAAAUUACAAUAAUAGAGUGAGGGAGAAGAUGCAGGCAUCACAGGAGGAGGAGAAACAAAUGAAGUCCUAUUCAUCUUCUUGGCUUGUUCCCAGCAGAUGUUUCUCUUCUCCGCCGCCGGAAAAUGGAUUCGACGAGGCUAAGCCAUCCCAGAAGCAGCGAACGCCCGGUGGCUGGAAGGCCAUGCCUUUUGUUUUGGGAAAUGAAACUUUUGAGAGGUUGGCAACAAUAGGAUUGCUAGCAAAUUUCAUGGUGUUUCUGCUAACGCAGUUUCACAUGGACCAAGUGUUAGCUUCGAAUGUUAUGAACAUAUGGAUGGGAGUCACAAACUUCGCUCCCUUGAUCGGUGCAUACAUUUCAGAUGCCCAUUUAGGCAGAUUCAGAACUAUUGCUUAUGCUACCUUUUCUGCUAUCAUGGGCAUGGUGACGUUGACCAUAAUAGCAGGGGUGCCUCAGUUGCGGCCUCCGCCAUGCAUUAAUCAAAAAUGCAGCGCUCCCACCAAAUCCCAGCUGGGAGUCCUGGCGCUGGGCCUCGGCUUUCUCUCCGUCGGCACCGGCGGCAUCAGGCCGUGCAGCAUCCCCUUCGGCGUCGACCAGUUCGACGCCUCCACGGCGGAAGGGAGGAGAGGGAUCAACAGCUUCUUCAACUGGUAUUACAUGUCCUUCACCCUCGUCAUGACCAUCGCUCUCACCUUGGUCGUCUACAUUCAAGACUCCGUCAGCUGGGUCUGGGGCUUCGGCAUCCCCACCGCGCUCAUGCUCUUCGCCAUCGUCCUCUUCUUCGUCGGCACCAAUUUCUACGUCUACGUCGUGCCCGAGGGCAGCGUCUUCACCGCCAUUGCGCAGGUCAUCGCCGCCACCUACAAGAAGCGUAAGCUGCACAUCCCCGACGCCGCCGCCUAUUUUGACCCGCCGUUGAAGGGGACGCUCGUCACUAAGCUCUCUUUGACCAAUAACUUAAGGUUCUUUAAUAAAGCCGCGUUGAUAACCGAGGGUGACAUUGGGGUGGAUGGAUCCAACUCCAACCCGUGGAGGUUAUGCAGCGUCCAAAAAGUGGAAGAAACCAAAUGCCUAUUCAAAAUCAUCCCGAUUUGGGCUUCCGGGAUUAUCUGUUUUACCGCCAUUGUACAACAGAGCACAUUCAUCUUGUCUCAAGCCUUGACAAUGGACCGCCACCUCGGCCCCAACUUUCAGAUCCCGGGCGGGUCGCUCGUGGUCAUCUCGAUGAUCACGGUGGCGCUAUGGAUCCCCGUGUACGACCGGGUGGUGGUGCCGUCCGUGAGGAAGGUCACCAAGGUGGAAGGUGGCAUCACCUUGCUCCAGAGGAUGGGGAUCGGGCUGGUGUUCUCCAUCCUCUCGAUGGUAGUGUCCGGCCUGGUCGAGCGGAUGAGAAGAGCUCACGCUGGACCAGGCGGGACCACUACCCUAACGGUCUUCUGGCUGGCCCCGCAGCUUAUGCUGAUGGGGUUCGCCGAGGCAUUCAAUAUCAUUGGACAGAUUGAGUUUUAUAAUAAAGAAUUCCCGGAAAAUAUGACUAGUUUGGCAAACUCGUUGUUCUCAUGCACAAUGGCGGGGGCGAGCUAUAUAAGUGCAGCGUUGGUGAACAUCGUGCACCACACAACUGCCACGCGCGCCCAUCCCGAUUGGUUGACCAAAGAUAUUAACCAGGGAAGGCUCGAGAACUUGUAUUUCUUGAUCGCCGGCUUGGGCGUCUUGAAUUUCGGAUACUUUAUUUGGGCGGCGCGUGGGUAUCAGUACAAGAGCAAGAUCAGAAUUGAUGAUGAGCAUGUUGAGCUUGUUGACAAAGAAAAUCAAAAAUCACUAGUAUGAUUGAUUGAUUUUUCAAUCUUUUUAGUAUUAUGUGACAUGCUGCAUUGCAACUAGUAGUAGUAGUGCAACCCUCGACGCAAGUUGUUGCUGCAGUAGCCUAAUAUAUGUACUUAGUUUUGGCAUUUUCUAAUUGGGGAUAAUACUAAAGAAAGGAGUUUUAAAUGAAA